CGAUACAUUCUGUUCAGCUCAGGUUAAAACAGUAUUCACAAACUCCAGCUUUCAUUUGGUCAGGAAAGCAUUGUUCCUGUGAAAAGUCGAAAGAAUGUGUUCGUACUUGUGGUAUUCGUUUGUAACUGCUGUCAUCAGCACUGUUGUUUUGUGCUCUCCGUUAAAAACUGAUAAAUUAGCAAAUUCAGUCGAAGACCUGCAUAUUGAAUUAAUAAAAAAGAAGAUCUUAGAACAGCUUCAUUUCACAACAAGACCACCAAAAGAAAUCAGGAGUGGAAAAAUUGUGGUACCACGGCCAUCUCUGGAUGACGAUAAAAACGACGACAAACGGGAAGAGAAUAAAGUUGAGAUUCUUCUUCCGUCUGAAACAAAAUCUACCUUAAGUCACACUUUCAGGGUUACAGCUGAUGUUUUUAAACAAGGACAUGUCGAAUAUGCAACAUUAUCCGUGUACAAAAAAGGUGUAAAUAAAGAUGGCGUCGAAACAGUGACAUUAAAAUACGGAAACAAAAUUUUACAACGCAAAACAUUCCCUGUUACCUUUGCUGGAUGGGUAACAUUCGAUGUAGGUAAUGCGAUAAAAUAUCACAAAGGCGAUAAGAUUACGUUUAGUUUCGUUUGUAGUCAAUGUGCGGGAAACAAUGACUUUUUGCUUACCUCUGGAACAAAAUAUACACCGUACUUGACGGUAAGAGCUUUACUUAACCGACACAAGAUUGUUAAAAGAUCAACACCGACAUGUAGCGACAAAAAGGCGUGUUGUUUACAAUAUUUAUACGUCAAUUUUACAGAGAUUGGUUGGAAUGAUUGGGUCAAAGAACCAAAUGGCUUUGAAGCAAAUUACUGUGCUGGAAAAUGCUCAGACACACUAUCAAAACACAAACUACAUUCUACGGAUAAUUGCUGCGUGGCAAAAGAGUUUAAACCAUUGACUUUGUAUUAUUAUAUAAAAAAAAAUACAUUUUCUCAAAAGGUCUUUAGAACUUUGGUAGCAACAAAAUGUGGCUGUAUGUAACAAAAAAGCCCUGGUAACUUUUGAAGCUUUUUGCACUGUAUCACU
Hydractinia symbiolongicarpus is the source of this 1060-nucleotide messenger RNA. RefSeq names its product inhibin beta B chain-like. Gene Ontology annotation, cellular component: extracellular region. Gene Ontology annotation, biological process: BMP signaling pathway; SMAD protein signal transduction. The record is from RefSeq and is a predicted model, not a curated record. Gene Ontology annotation, molecular function: cytokine activity; growth factor activity. The transcript is spliced from 2 exons. Lineage: Eukaryota; Metazoa; Cnidaria; Hydrozoa; Anthoathecata; Hydractiniidae. The coding region runs from base 95 to 1015 and encodes 306 amino acids.